AUGGCCGCCUUCAUCGGAAUCUCCUGGUGGCUAGGGCUGGAGGUGAAUGCGUCCCUGUUCUUGACCUUCAAGCGACGCCGCGGACUAUAUUUCUGGUCCUGCGCACUCGUCUCGUGGGCGAUCGUCCUCCAACCUCUCUUUAUCAUCCUCGCCGACUUCCAUGUCUGGACGGACCCCGUCCCCUCCAUCACUAUGAUCUACCUCACAUGGCUGAUCAUGGUCGUUCCGCAAAGUUGGGUCUUAUACUCGCGACUCCAUCUACUGUUACGCAAUGCAAAGGUUUUGAGGACGAUAAAGUUUAUCCUCAUCGCCAACUCGGUGGUGUUCUCGAUACCGACUAUCGUGAUCGGGAUUAUGGCGCAAGCCACAAAUAUCAAUCCUGCCCUCUCCUCCGCCAACCUCAUCUGGGACCGCGUGCAGCUGGCCGCCUUCCUCAUCCAAGAAACCGCCCUCAGCACGCUAUACAUCUUACAGACACGAACAUUCCAGCGCGGCCGCGCCCCGCUGCGUGAACGUCCCUAUUCACCCUAUGCCCCACGAUCGGCAUCUGCCCUCCUCCACGGCGUCGAGCCUGACCGUCCAAGCUUGAAGGGGCAAACUAAUGUGCUAUGGCAGCUGGUCUACGCUAAUGUCCUGAUCAUCGUGCUGGACUUCACAUUUUUCGGCAUCCAGUGCGCCAGGAUGUUCUACUUGCAGGGCGCGCUGAAGCCGUGUGUCUAUGGCAUCAAGCUCAAGAUCGAAUUUCUGAUCUUGAAUCGUCUGCGGGAGAUUACACUGCAACCAGCGAGCCGUGGAAUAUACCUCGGGAGUGAACAGGCGAGCGGCCAAUUGAUGGGUAGGAAUGUACUCAGCCCCGAUACGGCGGAGGAGGCACAUACACAUCGUGCAAUAAUACAGGCAAAAUAA
Aspergillus fijiensis CBS 313.89 is the source of this 906-nucleotide messenger RNA. RefSeq lists its product as uncharacterized. Lineage: Eukaryota; Fungi; Ascomycota; Eurotiomycetes; Eurotiales; Aspergillaceae. Bases 1 to 906 code for a protein of 301 amino acids. The record is from RefSeq and is a predicted model, not a curated record. The transcript is spliced from 2 exons.